AUGCCUUCCAAAACCAAAACCAUCCACGUCCCCCAUCUCGGCGGCAUCGACGCGGGAUACCAAAUGUCCGAGAACUACGAUGCCUCGAAACCCACGCUCGUCAUGGUGAAUAGCUUCACCACGAGCGCGGAGUUGUAUAGGAAACAAUUUGAGGAUGAGGCGUUGACGGGACGGAUGAAUUUGUUGGCGGUGGAGUUGUUGGGGCAUGGGGAGACGAGAACCGACACGGAACACUGGACGUACUGGGACACGGCGAUCAUGAAUUUACAAGUCCUCGACGCGCUGGGCAUCACCGGGAAGGUGUUUGUGCUGGGCACGAGUCAGGGGGGUUGGAUCACGGUGAGGAUGGCGUUGUUGGCGCCGGAGAGGAUCGCGGGCAUCAUCCCCCUCGGCACAUCCAUGGACUACGAAUCCCCGCGCACGCGCGAGCUAGGCUGCUGGAACGGCCCCGAGGCCCUGGCGGCGAGUAUCGACGCGUGGACGACGGCAGAGCCCACGCCGGAGUUCAAGCCUUCGGAGGAGUAUUGUGGGUUUUUGCUGGAGAGUGGGUUUGGAGGGGUGGCGGAGGAGGCGGAGAGGAGGUUUUGGAUUGACACGAUCCAAUCCAACUACACCGGCGAUGCCGGCCGUCGACGCAUCCGCAUGGCGGCCAUCAACCUGCGCGAGCGUGAUGGUCUCCACGGUCGGUUGUUUGACGUGCGAUGUCCUGUGCUCUGGCUGCAUGGCACGGCGGAUCAGGUCUACUCGGUGGCGAAUGCGCAGGAGGAGAUUCGAUUGUUUGUGAAUAGUCCUGAUGCGAGGGUGAGGGUUGUGGAGGGUGGUGCGCACUUCUUGAGUUUUUCGAAUCCGAGGCAGGUGGAUGAGGCGGUGGGGGAGUUUGUGGGGAGGUAUGCGUAG
Molecule: messenger RNA, 897 nt
Organism: Zasmidium cellare ATCC 36951
Lineage: Eukaryota; Fungi; Ascomycota; Dothideomycetes; Mycosphaerellales; Mycosphaerellaceae
Exons: 4
Coding region: 1-897 (298 amino acids)
Molecular function (GO): catalytic activity
Source: RefSeq, a predicted model, not a curated record